Molecule: messenger RNA, 7198 nt
Organism: Trichogramma pretiosum
Lineage: Eukaryota; Metazoa; Arthropoda; Insecta; Hymenoptera; Trichogrammatidae
Exons: 14
Coding region: 656-5932 (1758 amino acids)
Source: RefSeq, a predicted model, not a curated record
GCGGUCAGUGGCGCAGUGCCGUUGUAGUUGUCUCUCUUCGAGUCGAGCGCGGAGAGAGAGAGAGAGAGAGUCGCUCGCCGUCGACGCGACCUUGCCUAAAAGCUUACUCAAGGCCGCGACGCGCCGAACUUCUCUCUCGCUCGUUUCCCGCGUAUUUCCCAUCCCCGUAUGAUAUAAACGAACCCUGCGAACCCUGCGAACCCCGUCUGGAUGGGGUCCAACGUGAUCCAGACAUCGCCGAGUGCUAUCGAAGUUUUGCGAAGAUCGCCGUGCAGAAAAAUGUCAGUUUAGUGUUAGAUUGUGAUUCGAUUAUUUUCCACGAUCGUCAGAGUGAAAAGUGUCGAUUUGAUAGAAAAGAAAAGCUUGAUAAAGUGUGCCGAAUUCGAGUUGUAGUGACUGUCUGUGCCUCGAGGAGCGACAGGAGGAUGCCAACGAAGGAAGACGUCGAGUGGAGUAGUCGCGGCGCCGAAAAUACAUUUUUAGACGGUAAGUGCAAGAGAUUUGAAGUAGCUCGAGCCCGGCUCAACAUCGAAAUCAGCAGCGGCGGCGGCACGCAUCCAGCAGCAGCUGCACCGCAUAUUGGAAGCCUAAGCUAUACACAUAUAUAGCAGGCUCGGGUGGUGGGAGCGAGAAUAUAUAGAAUAAAAUAUAUACGAUGGAGCAAACGCGCGGGCGUACGAACGGCGCGGCUCCGACGGCGAGUCCGCUGCGGCGUAGUCUGUCGGCGACGACGACGUCGGGCGCCACCGCCGCCAAGACUCCGGAGGUGCGCUGCGCCUGCCAGUACUUCGGGAGCUACUCGCUGCUGCCGGAGCGAAGCGCGCUUCUGGCGGCCAACAAGAGGCCCCCGCCUCACCUCGCCAACGUCAAAUCCGCUUCUACUGCCGCAGCAGCGUACGCCAACAACAGGCGGCCCGCGGCAGCAGCCGGCGGCAGAACCGUGUGGCAGAGACCGGCAGCCGGUAACAACAAUAGACAGCAGCAGCAGCAGCAGCAGCUCACGCAGUCGCGGCCCAACGGUGCCGCAAUGGGCGAUAACGAGUAUGAGCCGGUCGGUCAGCCGGUGGUGCGGCUGGCGCUCUCGUCGAGCACGGUGGCGGUCCGCAUGGUCGCCCCCGUGGUCAAGAUCACCGACACGGCCGUCGCGGACAGCGACGACAGCAUCGAGGACCGCUACCGUUUUCAGCAGCGGGCCCUCAUACUCGACGGCGACGUGAUCGUGCCGCUGGACGGCAGCAUCGAGGACAACGCCAUGGCUGGAAAAAAUCUGGGCGACCAGACGAUCGACACUUUGGGGGACGACGAGGAGCUGUCGUCCGCGUCGUCGUCGCGACCGCCGAUCAGUGGAGCGCACAGACAGCACAACUUCGAGUUGGCUGCGGCUAUCAAGGAAGCCAGACAGGAGGCCGAAACGAGAAAGCAAAGUUUGAUCGACGAAGCAGCAGCAGCCAAUGUUGAAUCUCCCCUUCGCCGAGGCGCCCGCGACUUCCAGCAAAGACUGAAAAAUCAAGCCGGUCGAAUACACUCGAGACUCAGCAGCAUCCAGAAGCCGACGUUCGGCAGACGAGCGAAAACGCCGACCAUGGCCAAGCCCAUGAAACCCAAGCCAAAGACAAUGACCGUCCCACCCUCGCCCAGAGCCGAGCAAAAAGCCAGCCGCUUGGAACGCUUUCGAAUGGCCCUGCCGGAACGCCCGAAAUUUCACCUGCCUGACAAAUCGAAAUUUCACCUGCCCGACAAAUCCAAAUUCCACCUACCGGAGAGGCCGAAAUUUAAUCUUCCCGACCGUCCAAAGUUCAACAUGCCCGAUACUACGAAGUUGAGGAGCCACCUGAAGAAGCCAAAUAUCCAGAUGCCAAAAUCGUUCAAUCGCGUCAGACGCAGUGCGUCGCAGCGCGUCACAAGGACUCAAGAGAGCGUCGAAACGGCUGCCGUCGCCGCCGAGGAAGGAGCUCAGCAACGUCGGAGCAUCUUCGACUUCUCGACCUAUCCUCGGCCGAAAAUUUUCGAACGCAAAGCCAAAGCCAAGGCCAGCGGCGAGGAGUUCGCCACCUCGUCGCCCAAGGAGUCUCGCGCGCAGUCGACCGAGUCCUGGUCGACGUUUCCGCGAGUGAAGAAGGCCGGCCAGUCUCUGGUGGCUCGCUGGUCCCAGCGCUUCGGGGACACGGCCCCGCAGCAUCACUUCCCCGAGCCCGAGGGCAGCGUGGAUCGCUCGAGGCCCUGGCGACAUCCGUCCCUGGAGGAGCCGAGGCUGUCGCUGAAGCCGCAGACAUCGCAGGACGACGAGCAGAUGCCCUGGGAGACGGCCUCGAGGAAGAACUACGACCUGGAGGAGGCGAGCGUGCCGCUCGAGGAGGACGAGGACCGAUCCUACGGAGCCAGCUUAAAGGAUCCAGAGUUGAGCUACGGCAAGGCGCCCGUCCGGGACCCGGGGGCGCGCGACAUCGCCGUGCAGAGAGCCAGAAGCCACGAGGAGCGGGGCCCGGCCGACAACACGAAGGACAGCUCGGCGUUUCACCUGAAGAGCCUGUACGAUGGCUCGUUCCCGGCCGUGGACCCGCGAGACUUUGGAAUUCAGCACAUCGACGACUCGAUCGAGCACUCGGAGGACGAGGAGUCGAUGCGCUCGGACCGGGAGAUCCAGCAGUCGAGCGGCAGCUCGUGCGAGCGUCGCCGUCGCGGCGUCAUCGAGGAGAUCGGCUCGGACGAGUUUUUCCUGCGCGCCAAGGGCAUCAGCCAGGAAAACAUGAGAUUCCAGCUGAUCGACGAGAUCAGAGAUGCCAUCCGACCUCGCAACAACGCCACCGCUGCCGUCCAAGACAGUCCACCCAAGCGUCCUCAGCGUCGCAAGCGCAAGGAGGAGUCCGUCGAGUCGUUCGGCGAGUCGUCCAUCGGCGCCGACAGCAAAGCCCCUCAGGCGCCCAAGCGAGAUCACAGCUCGCUGCAGCGCAGCCCCGAGUCGUUCCGGCGACGCAGCUCCAUCGAGCGGGCCAGCAGUCUGCAGGCGACCCAUCGCGUAGUCUAUCAGACCGAGUCGACGCCGAGCAAGGACUCGGACACGACGAGGAUGCCGAGCGAACCCGCCCUCGACGAUCUGGUGGUGAUCAAGCCGCAGCGCAGAAAGUCCAGGACGUCGCUGAGGAGCUCGAGCCUGCUGCCCGAGGAGCAGAACAUCAUGUUCGUGUCGAUGGAGGGCUCGAGCGCCGCCGAAGAACUGGCGGAGCAGAAGCCCAGCCCCAUGGCGCCCAGCAGAAGGAAGAGAUUCCGUACGAGCCACCAGUCGUCUAGUCUCAGAUCCCCGCUAGCUAUUCCCGAGAAAGCGUCUUUGGAAACAAUGCCGUCGGCUUCUUCGCGCGUCAUGAUUAUCAAUUACAUAAGGACCAACGACAGCAAUCUCUGCAACGGCUAUCCCGACAACGCGUCGCCCCACCAAUCCGUCGACAAAAUCCCUCCAACGCCACCGCCGAGUCCUCCGCCGAACGGCAACGAAAGGAAUCGUCAAAGUCGUGCCAUCGACGAGCUGGAUUACAUCGAACGAUCGCUCGAGGAGCAGCCCACCACGAGACGAGCCGCCGCCACCGUCGCAGGCACCCCGAUCCCGCCGAAACGAACGCGCUCUCGAACCGCCUCGAUGAUCUUCGAGGACGACCGCACGUCGCACGGCGCCGACUCCCUGCCCGGCGACUUCGACGCGCCGGUAUUGCCGCGCGACUCGUCGUCGCGCGAGCCAAGCCUGCCGGGUUACGCGCGAAUCGAGCGCAAGGACAAGCCUCCGAGAGCACCACCCCCGAGGAGAAAACGCCAGCAGGGUAAAUUCGCCACGACUCCGAGACCCUCGAAGCACGAGGCCAAGAGAAGCCCGAAGACCUACUCUCACGCGGCUGGUACUCUGAGGUCUGCCAGGUCGGAAUCCAUGAGGAAAUCGAGCGAAUCGAUCCCCUUCAUGGACGCCGACUACUCGCUCGAGCACGACGACGGCUACUAUCAGAGCGACGUGCUGCGCAGCGACGAGGUGCUCAAUCGGAUGCACGGUCGGCCGCUGCCGGCGCCGCCCCGUCCGCCCCGCCAUCGCAAGUCCUUCAGGCGCACGAGUCUGCCGCGCGAGAUAACGCCCGACUACACGGAGACGAUCGCCUCGACGCAGACCGAUCCCCUCGGCGACGAUCUCAUCGUCGAGGAGGAGGUCACGGGCAAGCUCGUGAUGACGCCCUCGAGGUCGGGCUCGACCCAGGUGCUCAUCAGCACGGAGCGCGUCCCGAGUCCCUCGGCGGGCAGCUUCAAGAGCGUCUCGGCGAGCACGCCGCCCAUACCACCGAGGCCCGGCAGCGGCGCCUCCCACGCCAGACACAGACCGGACGGUACCGAUUACGAUGGGACGGAUUCUAAAUCACCGGCGCCAGACAGAUCCAGGGUAUUCGAUUUGUCCCAGCUGGAUAUGCUUCGAGCCGCACUGUUCUCCGGCGACGAGCCGCUGAGGAUCCCCAGCCUUGAAGUUGCCGAUCUCAAGGUCGACCGGUUGACGGUGUCCCAGCUGGAGGCGUACAAAGUGGCGGCAUCGGAAAUCGACGCCAUCGUCGUGUCGGCCACGGAGAUGUCGAGCAAAAACGAGCAGGACGGCGGCAUAUCCGCCUCUCUUGUCCAGGAGUUGAUUGCCAUCAGAAACCAGUUGGAAUUUAUCGAUGAACGUGACAUUACAGAGGCGGUGGCGGCAGCCCAGUCUCGGCCCCAAUCGGUCAUGGAAGACGCUUACACGUCGACGAGCAACGAACGCAUCGAUCUGAGUCCCGAUCUGCGACGAUCCUACACACGGGAAAGUACUCCCCUAUUGGUGGUAGAGCCUCAUGCUUCGGAACAGGAGGCGACCGCCUCUAUGGGCCGUACCGUUUUUCCGCAGAGCGGCUCCUCGACGGACCUGCGUUCCAUUGGUAUCCCUUCCGAGAGCACGAAGAAGCCCGUGAUCAUCACCACGCCGGCGGAGUCGCCACCUCAGAGCGAUCGAGACGACGUCGGGUCGUCGACGAGGCCCGCCGCCGCAGGAUCGGAAGACUCGCACUCGACGACCCACUCGCGUUCGGCGUCGCCCGGUGGAUCAUCGCAGGCGGGACGCGCCCUGCGCCAGACGGCCUCACCGGUAAGGUCGCUGCCACCCGUGAUCUCGGUUACGCCCGACGCCGUGCUCCAGCAGCUGCGUAGCGGUGACGGCAGCAACGCGGCGGCGGACUGCUGCGACGAUCAGUCCAACGUGUCCGACGCCCAUCAUCACGUGACGAGCCACGGGGCUCGGCCGCAACGUGCUGUCAUGUCGUACCUGAGCGGCUCCUCGCGCUCCCCGUCGCCCGAUCCAUCGGCGUCUGCGUCGGUAAUAAUUCCAUCGUCAGUAAUUCCAUCGCCACCAUCACAGCCACCACCUCGCAGCCCGAGUCCGAGCGUCGAUUCCAGCACCAACACCGAGUCCCAAUACGUAGCCUUUCCCCUGCCCCCGGAGUUCUUCUCAUUAGCUCAUUCUUCUGCUUCUAACGACCAUCUCGAUCAUCAAAAUCGCGAACAUCACCACCUACAACACCAUCACCAUCAUCACAACCACCAACAACAACAUCUCCAUCGUCACGGCAUUGCCAAUGGGCUAGUAGACAAUAUGAGCGGCGUCGAGCCGAGUGUAGCCGAGACGAGUCGGCAGCUGCUGCGGGCGCUCGGAUUGACCGGCAGUCGAGCACUCAGACAAUUUGUCGAUUCUGUAGUUUCUAGAUUCAACCGGCAACAGCAGCAGGACGACGACGACGGAUUCCCCAGCGAAGAAAAAGUCCGCCGAGUAGAGCUGGCCAUCUGCGCCCUGCUCGUGCUCAUAGCCGGCCUCAUUCUCGCGUGCUUCUGCUCGCCGAGGAACGUCGUCACUCACCACCACCACUGGGACUACUUCAAUCCGCCUCAGUGACGCACAGAUAAUCUUACUACUACUGCCAAUGUGCCGAUCUCCCCGUAAAAUUCAAUGCCACCGAUCGUUCGCAUAAUUUUUUUUCCUUUUUUUUUUUUUUAACGCCAAAACUGUAAGUAUGAUUACGAUCCAACAUCGCGGUCUUAUACUGCAAUCGUUGCGUUUUUUUUCUUCUCGGCGCAAUUGUUAUUUUAGCGAAUAAAGUCUUAGCCAAUUUUUUAUUCUCUCGAUGACGAUGUUAAAUCGUGAACAAUUUUACCACGCAACUGACACAAUAUUUUCAGCUUUUAAUAUACAUCGAACGCGCGCUGGGACUUGAAAAACUUAUUAUACGUACUUUUAUUUUAAAACUUAUCCGAUCAAGCGGGGUCACCGAUUUUACGAGAGAUCAAUGAAUACAUGUAAUUACUUUGUAAGUAGAAUUUUUGUUGAGAUGGUUUCGUCAAGUUUGUAUUUAUUGAUGAAUUGACGAAUUAACGAUUUGACUUGAGCACGUCGGAAUCAAACGACAGCAGCAAUAGCCACUGCCGCUGUGUACAUCAGAAAAGUGACUCGCCGUUUCGCCGAUAAUCACGAUUGAUUAAAAAAAAAAAAGAAACUUUAUAUUAUACGAACGCACAUAACAGUCAAUCCAUUUUCGAAAAUUUUACUUAUUCCUACGAGAAAAUCAAUAAUGUUUUUACAUACCUAUUUUUUGUGACUUUUUCACAUUUUUAUCUACGAACGCUCACGCUCAAAAUCAUAUAUUAAUUAAAAAUAUCGUAAUGACUUCAUCAAAUGAAGUCGAAUCGACGAUUUUCAAUUAUCUCUUUGUUAAUUGUGUAAUUACAAAAUUAUGAAUGAUAUAGUAUUUUAAAAAAAUAUAUAUUUUAUUCUAUUGUUAAAAAAAAACGCAGGUGCGAGAUUGAAUUGAGUUUAAUAAUUUUGUUAUCGUAUGUUACUAAUACAAUACGUUUAAACGUAACGUUUUUAGAAACGUUACUCUUAACCCAAGCUCUAUUCUGUUCAAUUAUUUACUAUCGAUCAAUGAUUAAAUGAUUUGUCGAUGAAAUCAGCUUACAGAAUUUAUACUGUGUAACUAAACUCUUAUCAGCAAUUCACGAAUGCUAUUGAAAAUUGUUUCUAAAAAAAUAGCUAGGCACCUGCGAAAAUUUUUGUAAUUCAAGAAAAUUGUUCUUUUUACUGUUGUUAUUUUAUAACAUUAUUGUUACUACUUAUCACAAGAAUGUGAAUAAACUAUUCGAAUAUUUAAGAGCUUACUGAAAA